AUCUUCGGGGUCUCAUCAAGAAUUAUGGUGUGUUCCCAGCACUGAGGCUGAAGAGGAAGAAGAGCUCGAGCAUGGAGUCCCAGGCAUCAGAGAAUGGAAGCCAGACCUCCUCCGGGGUGACAGAUGACUACAGCAGCUGGUACAUCGAGGAACCUCUAGGAGCUGAGGAGGUGCAGCCAGAGGGGGUGAUUCCCCUUUGCCAGUUCACUACACCCCCUGCCCUGCUCCAUGCCUGCCUGGCUUCACUGUCGUUCCUGGUUCUGCUGCUGCUGGCCUUGCUGGUGAGACGUCGCAGGCUUUGGCCACGCUGUGGUCAUUGCAGACUUGGACUGCCCAGCCCUGUGGAUUUCUUGGCUGGGGACCUAUCCUGGACAGUGCCUGCUGCUGUUUUUGUGGUCCUCUUCAGCAACCUGUGCCUGUUGCUCCCUGAUGAGAACCCACUGCCUUUCCUGAACCUCACUGCAGCAUCCAGUCCAGAUGGAGAGAUGGAGACAUCAAGAGGGCCCUGGAAGCUACUGGCUCUGCUCUACUACCCAGCCCUCUACUACCCUCUGGCUGCUUGUGCUUCGGCAGGGCACCAAGCUGCAUACCUAUUGGGUACUGUGUUAUCUUGGGCCCACUUUGGUGUUCAGGUCUGGCAGAAAGCUGAGUGUCCUCAGGAUCCUAAGGGGCUGCAGACCAGCUACUCCAAGAAGUAUCUGAGAACCCUUCUCUGCCCAAAGAAGCUGGAUAGCUGCUCCCAUCACGCCUCCAAGCGUAGCCUCCUGUCUCGAGCCUGGGCCUUCUCCCAUCAUUCCAUCUACACUCCACAGCCAGGAUUCCGCCUGCCCUUGAAGCUGGUGAUCUCGGCCACCCUGACAGGAACAGCCACUUACCAGGUGGCCCUGCUGCUGCUGGUGAGCGUGGUGCCUACUGUGCAGAAGGUGAGGGCGGGGAUCAACACAGAUGUCUCCUACCUGCUGGCUGGCUUUGGGAUCGUGCUCUCUGAAGACAGGCAGGAGGUGGUAGAGCUGGUGAAGCAUCACCUAUGGACUGUGGAAGCAUGUUACAUCUCAGCUCUGGUCUUGUCCUGUGCAUCAACCUUCCUGCUCCUGAUCCGCUCCCUGAGGACACACAGGGCCAAUCUUCAAGCACUACACCGAGGGGCUGCCCUGGAUCUGGGCCCCCCUCUUCAGAGUAUUCAUCCCUCUCGCCAAGCCAUAGUCAGCUGGAUGAGCUUCAGUGCCUACCAGACGGCCUUCAGCUGCCUUGGGCUCCUGGUGCAGCAGGUCAUCUUCUUCUUGGGGACCACAUCCCUGGCUUUCCUGGUGUUUGUGCCUUUACUGCAUGGCAGGAACCUCCUGCUCCUGCGAUCCCUGGAAUCCACGUGGCCCUUCUGGCUGACUGUGGCCUUAGCUAUAAUCCUGCAGAACAUAGCAGGCAAUUGGGUCUUCCUGAAGACUCACCAUGGAUACCCAGAGCUGACCAACCGGCGCAUGCUCUGCAUAGCUACUUUUCUCCUCUUCCCCAUCAACAUGCUGGUGGGAGCCAUAAUGGCUGUCUGGCGGGUACUCCUCUCUUCUCUCUACAACACUCUUCACCUCGGCCAGAUGGACCUCAGCCUACUGCCACAGAGAGCAGCCUCCCUGGAUCCAGGCUACUACACAUACCAAAACUUCCUGAGGAUUGAGGCCAGCCAGUCACAUCCAGGAGUCAUAGCCUUCUGUGCCCUGCUCCUCCAUGCGCCAAGUCCACAGUCCCAGCCCCCACUGGCCCCUCAGGACAGCCUCAGGCCGGCAGAAGAAGAAGAAGGGAUGCAGUUGCUACAGAACAAGGACCUGAUGGCCAAGGGAGCAGGACCCAAAGGCAGCCAGAGCAGGGCCCGCUGGGGUCUGGCCUACACAUUGCUCCACAACCCAAGCCUGCAGGCCUUCCGGAAGGCAGCCCUUACUAGUGCCAAGGCCAAUGGCACCCAGCCCUGAGGGUGAAGAAAACCACAUCACCCUGCCUUUAUGUGCUGAGGCACAUUCCUGUCUCCCAUCCUCCCUCCCAUUCAUGUCUGCAGCCCCCUCCCCCCCCCCAGCAGCAGCUCUGCCAGCCAGCCGAUCCCUGUGGGAUCAGGGGACUGGAGUCACUGUGUCUACACCACCAGCUUCCAGAGAACUUUGGUCUACGCUUGUCCACCAGGCUACCAGCUAGGGCUCUAGAGAAAGCAGCUAGUGGUUUCUUUGUCUUGGAACAGGCAGGGUAAGGGUGGGCACAUUUAGGCCUCUUCUCCUCACACUGGCCCUGCCAUCAGUUUUUGGGGCCUCAGCGAGGCCUCUCUUACUCCCCGUUGGUGAUGAAAGGCCUGAAUAUCUCCCAUCCCAGCUGGCCCCACCUCAGCCCCAGCCCUCCCACCAUGAAAGUGGAACCUGUGUGGGCUUCCUCUCUGCCCCAGCUCUCUCCUUCCUCUCUCUUCCUACCACUCCCGCCCCUUCUUGUGCAGCCAAGUCAGACUCCAAGAGGCCCCACUGAGCUGCCCUCUCCAAAAACCAGAUAUGUUUUUGUAGUUUUAAUGCCAUUAGUUGUCAUGAAAGAAGUUAGUGUGCUCUCUGUAAUAAAUGUGCCUCUGAGGAACAUCCCUCCUUCCUAGAGGAGGGCUCUCAG
Messenger RNA from Mus caroli (Ryukyu mouse), 2628 nucleotides. NCBI's taxonomy places the organism in Eukaryota, Metazoa, Chordata, Mammalia, Rodentia, Muridae. The record is from RefSeq and is a predicted model, not a curated record.